This is a messenger RNA of Schistocerca piceifrons (Central American locust), 3843 nucleotides long. RefSeq lists its product as uncharacterized. The coding region runs from base 190 to 2040 and encodes 616 amino acids. The transcript is spliced from 8 exons. The record is from RefSeq and is a predicted model, not a curated record. Lineage: Eukaryota; Metazoa; Arthropoda; Insecta; Orthoptera; Acrididae. Gene Ontology annotation, molecular function: interleukin-17 receptor activity.
ACGGCGUAUUAAGUGUUCGGUGCUCGUCGUUUAUAAACAUUAGAACAGUUAAAGUUAUUUACAUGAAAGUGAAUUAUGUACGUUUAGGGAAAGUUUGCUUUCUGAAACAUGCCAUGCGCUGUCGUAUUUGCUAGAAAUGAAGCUGUGUACUUGAAGCAGUGAAGUGACAACCCUUUCAAACAAGGAAAAAUGAAGAAAGCUGCAAUCAUCUGGCUGUUCUUGCUCGCACUGAUAUCCGAAGUUCUAUGUCAGGAAGACUACAGUACGUGCUGCCACAGUGGGCCUGUGUGUUCUUGUGCUUCCCAUAUAAAUUUUGAUGGCGAAACCCAUGGGAACAUGGAUAUCAACUCCAGUGACUGUCUUGUCUACAAGAUACGAAAUGUUUCAGAAUGUGAUUCCUUCAAAUUUGAUGGCAACAUGAAUGAAAGGGAAUUAGGCUCAGUACGUUUGCAUCCAGUUGUAAUAAACUUCUCUUCAAAUCUCAAUAUGUCUUUCAUCAAUGUGAAAUGGACAAAACUGCAGUUUCGUCUGAGUGGCAUGGAGAGGAGUUGGUCUCUUUGCCGAACCAUAGAACUGAGUAAGAGAGCAGCAAAGAGGUUCAAUAUUAAGGAGUUGUUUUACAGUUGCCGACUCCUCAGUCCCAAUAUGACUGACCAAAACAUCAUGUUAGAAUACCAUGCAUCUCAUGGAACACAUGAUGAAUUUGGUAGAUUUACCUUCAGGCUGGACUCACCAAUAGACAGGUCAGUGCGCUUUACACCAAAGUGGAAAAAUAAAUUUGUGUACAUUGAAUGGCAGCUGCCAUUGCUGAUAGCUCAUUGGCAUCAUCCCUUUAGUGAAGAGCCUGCAAAAUAUGAAGUGGUUGUGAGGAGAGAUGGUAAAAUAAAACAGAAGGAAAAGUUUUUCUCUGACAAUGACAGCAGUAUUGCUGACUUGGGAAUGGAAAUGAAGUAUGAUACAAUGCACUUCCCAGGUUAUUAUAUUUUUGAAAUUACGAAGUGUGCACCACAGCAAGAUUGUGACGAUCCCAGCACAGCAACUGUCAAAAUAGCUCCUGUCUCCCGUUUGCUGCAGUAUAUCAGCCUGAGUAUUCUAUUCCUGCAGUCUGUUCUGGUACUGAUUAUUUUGUGGAUGACAGCUCAGUGGUACCGUGCAUUUUCAGGUAAACCGAAUGUAUUGGUUAUGUAUUCCCCAUCAAGAGGUGCCCAUGUGAAAGCUGUUCGAGAGUUGGUCAACUUCCUACGAGAGCAUUGUCGUAUGAAUGUAUUUUUUGAUUUGGAUGAUAUAAAAGUCAGCCCAGAUCCAGAUCCCGUCCGCUGGUACACCACUUCCUUGGAAAUUGCAGAUUAUGUUCUGAUGGUUGCUUCACCACCUCCUCCAGGGAUUCCUGAUAAAUUUGGCUGUCUACAUCCGGCGUUCAACCUGGAACAUGGAGCAGGGGAAUCAUUAGUUGAUCCGGACCUUUUGUCGAUGCAGUUACUAGCACCUUGUCUAGCUAGACGACGACCUUGCGUUGUAGUUUGCCUACCACCUGGCACUACUGUCCAGCAUUUGCCACCAGAAAUCCGCACUUUUCGUACCUACUGCUUGCCCGCAAAACUGAAACCCAUGCUGCGAGCACUGCGCGGUGUUGGUACAGUUCUUCCAUGCUUGCCACCACCUCCUGGAGCAGAACGUAAUAGAGCAGAAGCCCACACUCGAGUGUGGGCUGCCAUGAAGGCAGCAGAGCGAGAUCUAAGGGAACGGCCACCCGCACCAGGGUCCCUCUCUCCCUGGGAACGACCAUGUCCAGAGCAUUCAAAUUUAUCUAAAUUGGAAAUUCCAGUAAAACAAAAAUCUCCACUUCAGAUGGAAAUUAGCCUUGAGAAAUCCACUGGUGAGCUUCCUGGACAGAGGCAGAUUGUCACUAAUAAGGCGUUUCCUGGAUGCAUUGAUGAACUUAACCUACUGAAGUCUGAUGAUGAGGAAAAGGAGCCAGAUGAGCAACAAGAAGUGCAGGAAGAGGAUAUGCAGGAUCUUUUACACGAUUUUGUCCUCUGAUUUAAAUGUGCCAUUUUUUUGCCAUUGUUUAUUCUCUUGUAGGAUAGUAGUAUCUCCCUUGUCCCACUCUUCCCCUGGCACAAAAUUUCCUUCAUCAAUAGUUUAUUUUAUCACUUGGCAACAGAUGGCUUUUUCCGCUUACGUUUCAUAGCUCCAAACAUUUUGUCGUAUACCCUUUGGACAGGGUGACGGAUAUCAAUAUGGUACUUAGUAUAACCAAAAAGAAAGGAUUUCACUACAUAAGAAGGGAUAAUUUAAAGAGCUUCACUGCCAGUGUGACUAAUAAUUAAGAAUAGUGCAAUGCUCACACUAGCUACCUAGCACACUAGCAUACCUAGAUCAGGAUAACAGUGUUUGACAGUAAGUUGCUACCUGGACAGAUGCCAUAGCAAUAACCAAUCAGAGAAAGAGGUAUAUCACAUCAUGUACUCGUUCCACUAUAAUCAUAUUGCGCAGGUGCCAUCAAUUACAGAUUAUGCUUGUGGCUGACAACAUAAUGCAUUCAACUACCAGCAAGAGCAUGCAGAAAAGUGCUGAGUCACUUACAAUCCUGCAAAGCGGGUUCAAUACUGUUCAUUAAUUUGAGCUGUGUUAACAUACACAGUUCAGAACCACACAGUGGCUGCUACAGCUGUGAUAUUUUAUGCACAAGUCAUCGUGAACUGACAAUAUCUGCCCAAAUAUCACUCUGUUGUGCUCGACUGCCAGAUCGCAUUCUGAUCCAGAUAUAGAAUCUCAUGUAAAUCAGAACACCACAAUGCACACUAAGUUUGAUAGUAGGUAUUUUCUUCAUGUCACCAAGAAAUAAUUGUAACCGAUUAGCUGUGAGGAAUCUGCCUUUGUACUGACACAUUGAACUGUUUCCUCUGAUGUUGAUUUUAAGUACCACAGUCAUUGGCAUCCACAGAAAUUUUCCUUGGGGGGGGGGGGGGGGGGGUGCUUACAAGACUGUAAAAUUGUCAUUUUUUAAUAUAGAUGAGUUGGUCAAUUGCAGGACAUAUCCUGCCACAGGAAUUAAUUUUUGGAGGUGACACAAAAAAAACUAAUUAUAUCCUAGAGAACUGGUGGUUAUUCACUCAAUAUAUGAAUAAAACAUGUAUACUCCUGAUUCCGGGAGGGGGGCAGUGACAAAUGCCCUCACUUGCCCGCCCUUGUGGGCUCCUGAGAUAGAUAUACAUGUGCUGCCUCAGAAGCUGUUCUUGCUCAAUUCAGUUGAUUUUAAUCUUCUUUUUUUGUCAUUAAUAUAAUGAUCAACAUUUUUAUGAGAAGUAUAGUUUCAGAGUCUACUGUAUGUUUGAAUCAACAAGAUAAACUUUCAUAGAGUGGCCAUAUGUCCACCAUGUGUGAAACAAAUUGAAACCCCGUCUACCACUUUUUCGGUCAGGGAUGUUAAUGCUGUGCGAUGUGCCCUUGAAAUUGCCUUCAACUAAGUUGAAACAGUGUACACUAGUGUCAUUUUAUCUCAAAAAACUAUAAACUGUGACGAUUUCCGUGUAUAUUGGCUACAACAAUGAAAGUUUUAGUUAAAAUGUGGAAUCUUUUCUAUGCUUAUAAAGCUGCAAGAUGACUGAAAACAUCAUGUUUGUCCUACCAUAAUAACUGUACUCAUUGUUCACAAGCUGAACAUAAAUCAGUGCCAUUUGAACAGAUACCACCUGAAGAUUAUGGUGUAAACUUUGAAAUGUUUUAUGGUGAUUGGCACAGAAAUUCUGUACUUUUGUUGGUAUUUUAAGUAUAAGCCACAAAAACCAGUCCAUUAUAGAAGAGAAUAUUUUUAAAAAAAUACAUGUUACAAGUAACUAA